Hirsutella rhossiliensis is the source of this 3363-nucleotide messenger RNA. Its product is annotated as WSC domain-containing protein. The coding region runs from base 1 to 3363 and encodes 1120 amino acids. The record is from RefSeq and is a predicted model, not a curated record. NCBI's taxonomy places the organism in Eukaryota, Fungi, Ascomycota, Sordariomycetes, Hypocreales, Ophiocordycipitaceae. The transcript is spliced from 5 exons.
AUGAAGGCCUCACCGGGUAUUUCGCUUCUGACCCUCGUUUUUCUCUGUUCCCCGGCUCCGUGCCGCGCCACGUCUUUGCGCAAACGUGAUCUGGUCGUUCCGCCUGGCUUUGACAAUGGGUGGAAGUAUCAGGGCUGUUAUGUGGAUGUGGGCCGUACGCUCGACGGGCCUGAUACGGCCGACCCCAAGAUGACAAGUGAGAAAUGCGCCAACCUUUGCUUUGGCAAGGGUUAUCCUUACGCGGGAACCCAGUAUCACACUGAGUGCUACUGCGGCAGCAAGAUUGCCACUGGUGGAGUCAAAGUCGUAGAGAAAGACUGCAGCACGCCGUGCGGAGGGAAUGCCACACAAGCCUGCGGUGGACCAAAGCGGCUCACCUUGUAUCAAACAACUCAAAUCACGGGCCCGACGGUAAAUCCUGGAGUGGACGGCUGGGCAUCCAUGGGCUGCUACUCCGAGGGCACCACGGGCCGUGCUUUGACGCAGGGCAUCAACAGCGUUCCCGGUGCGCAGAUGACUGUGGCCAAGUGCACGGCGGCCUGCAAAGCCUCGGGCCACUCCCUUGCCGGCGUUGAGUUUGGAGCCGAGUGUUACUGCGGCACGAGAAUCUCAAACGGGGCAAAGCCGGUGGAUGGUGGCUGCAGCACGCCUUGCAGGGGCAACAGUUCGGAAUACUGCGGCGGAGGUGGUCGCCUGAACGUGUACGGCAACAACGUGCAGACCCCCACGAGUACGAGAGGCCGGAACGUCAACACCAACAGCGCAUCGGACGGAUCCGCGACCCCGACUGCUUGUCCCAGCCAGCCCCAGAGCGUGGGCGACUGGAUGUCGUACGGCUGCUACACCGAGGCGACUGCCGGGCGGGCUCUGAGCGAUAAGUCGUACUCGGCCAACGACAUGACGCUGGCAGCGUGUGCCAAGUUCUGCGCCGGGUACUCGUAUUUUGGCAUCGAAUUCUCGCGCGAGUGCUUCUGCGGAAGCAAAUUAAACGACGGCGCUGCCAAGAGGCCGGACUCGGAGUGCAGCAUGGUCUGCUCGGGCUCCGACUGCGAAUUCUGCGGCGCGGGCAGCCGUCUGUCCGUUUACAACACCAAGGGCGGCGGUGUCGAUCCUCGCAGCACCGCGCAAGGAGGCGCGGGCCCCCAGGUGACGGGGCUGCCGGACGGCUGGGCAGCCUACGGAUGCUGGGUAGACGGAGUCAAGGGCCGCAUUCUCGGCAAGCAGGUGCCCGAUGACCCCAAGCUGACGCUCCAGUCCUGCGCAAAGACGUGCGCGGGCCUCGGCUACACCGUCGCGGGCGCCGAGUACUCGCGGCAGUGCUUCUGCGGCAACCAGAUCGUCAAUGGCGGUGUCCGGGCCAAGUCGGAGUCAGAGUGCAACUCGGAAUGCGGCGGCGACAAGACACAGAAAUGCGGCGGGCCCGGCAGGAUGAGCAUCUUGUCCGUGGGCGAGCCCCAGGUCCUCGAGCCGCCCCGGGCGAUCCCCCAGGUGGGCGACUGGGCUUACCAGGGCUGUGUGCAGGACAACGUCAACCAGACGCGCACCUUUUUCUGGCAAAACUUCUUCGAGGCCAACAUGACGCCGACGGCCUGUCUCGAGAGGUGCGGCAGCUUUGGAUACAUGGCCGCCGGCAUGGAGUACGGCAAGGAGUGCUACUGCGGUGACCCGGCCAACAUCAAAACGGCCGGGGCCAAGUAUCUCGACGACACCGAGUGCAACAUCCCCUGCACGGGCAACGCCUCGGCCCUCUGCGGCGGCGGCAGCCGGCUGACGACGUAUUUCUGGAAGGGCGAGCCUUUCUACUCGUGGAAUUUCCCCGAAGCCGGCACCCCGGACGCCGGAUCCUACGACUUCCUCAUCGGCGGCGUUUGCGUGCCUCUGAUGACAUCGCAGGCCAUCACCGGCAAGGUCACCUUCCUGGAGAAAUGGGGCACCGGCCCGCCCAACUCGACGGGCGCCUACGAGCUUGACCUCUCCCUUAUUAGCGACUUCAAGGCGGCGUGGCGGGCGAUGCACGUUAAGACGGACAUCUUUUGCGCCGGCGGCAUCACCCUGCCGGACAAGGCCGGCCGCCAGCUCACCGUAGGCGGCUGGUCGGGCGACUCGACCUACGGCGUCCGCAUCUACACGCCCGACGGAUCUCCCGGGGUGCCGGGCAAGAAUGACUGGCAGGAGAAUGUCGACGUCCUCAAGCUUCAAGACGGCCGCUGGUAUCCGUCGGCUAUGAUCAUGGCCAACGGCUCAGUCCUCGUUAUUGGCGGAGAGGUUGGCUCGAACGGCGCCCCCGUGCCGACCCUCGAGCUCUUGCCCUCGACCGGCACCAAGCCUCUGCGCAUGGACUGGCUCGAGCGCACCGACCCUAACAAUCUAUACCCCUUCAUGGCCGUCCUCCCUUCUGGAGGCAUCUUUGCCGCCUACUGGAACGAGGCUCGCAUCCUCGACGAGAAUACCUUUGCCACUAUCAAGACGCUGCCCAACAUGCCCGGCGCCGUCAAUAACCCCAAGGGCGGCCGCACAUAUCCGCUCGAAGGCACGGCCGUCCUGCUUCCUCAGCGCGCCCCCUACACCGACCCGCUCGGCAUCCUCCUCUGCGGCGGCUCGACAGAGGGAGCCUCGACGGCGCUCGACAACUGCGUCAGCACCUACCCAGAUACACCCAGCCCCAAGUGGACGCUCGAGCGCAUGCCGUCGCAGCGCGUGAUGCCCUGCAUGGCCCCCCUUCCCGACGGCACCUACAUCAUCGCCAACGGCGCUCACCACGGCGUUGCCGGCUUCGGCUUGGCCAAGGACCCGAACCUCAACGCCCUGCUCUACGAUCCGGCCAAGCCCAUCGGGCGCCGCAUCACCGUCAUGGCCAAUACGACCGUGGCUCGCCUGUACCACUCGGAAGCAAUUACACUGCUCGACGGCCGCGUGCUUAUCUCGGGCUCCGACCCCCAGGACGGCGUCAAUCCCGAAGAGUACCGCGUUGAGACAUUUACGCCGCCCUAUCUGCUCAAAGGCAAGCCUCGCCCUACCUUUACGCUGAAAAACACCGACUGGAAGUACGGACAGCAGGUCUCGUUCAACCUGGGAGGUGCCGCACAGAACGGGGACAUCGCCGUCUCGCUGCUGGGCUCUGUGUCUAGCACCCACGGCAACUCGAUGGGCGCGCGCACCAUCUUUCCCGAGGUUUCGUGCUCGGGAACUUCUUGCACCGUCACGUCCCCGCCCGGAAAGUACGUUUGUCCGCCAGGCUGGUACCAGUUCUUCGUCCUGGACGGCGGAAUCCCGGCCGUCGGCGUCUUCGUCCGCAUCGGUGGCGAUCCUGGCGAGGUGGGCAACUGGCCCAAGGGCGACGGCUUCACCAGGCCCGGAGUCUGA